Messenger RNA from Candidula unifasciata, 1227 nucleotides. NCBI's taxonomy places the organism in Eukaryota, Metazoa, Mollusca, Gastropoda, Stylommatophora, Geomitridae. The record is from the annotation of a GenBank genome assembly.
AUGGCACGGAGAGGAAUCAAACGAAAAGCUCCAGACCUUGGACAUUUGCCAUCAUUAGAGGAUUAUCAGCCGACACUUUUUCUGCGAUGCCACAAUCAAAAGGAUAAUGAUGAUGAAACCAAGAUUUGGAAGUGCGCCUUUGAACCUUCCCUCGAAAACCCAGAAGAAACAACAAAUCUGCUGGCAACAUGUGGGGGCAAGACAGUCUGUAUCAUCGAUGUUCAAACACAACAGGUCCUCAAACGUUUUCAGGACACAGACAAGAAUGAAAAUUUCUACACUCUAGCUUGGACUACAAUUGAAGCCGGCAAUAAGAAGAAAGUCAAUAUUCUGGCUGUUGCAGGGGAAGGGGCAAUGGUGAAGCUGAUCUACCCCAGCCAGCUUCUCAUGUACGCAGUCAUCCGUGGACACAAGAAAUACAUCAGCUGUUUGCUCUUUCACCCAACACUCACACGUCUGCUGUUCAGUGGCUCUAGAGAUGGCUUUGUGUUUUUGUGGGACAUUGGUAUCCCUGACAAGGCCCCAAACAGCAAUUAUAUGCCGUUGCUGAAGAUUUCCCUGCAGGACACUGUUGGUGAUGCUCUCAACCUUGUCUUCAGUGAGCGCUCCCAGCUGCUGAUAGCUGGUGCUGAGAGAGGCUGUGUUGGAUGGAUAGUCACUGAUUGUCCUUCGCUGACGCCUGUCAGAAGAGCAAAAGUCAUUGAGAAAGCAGACUUGAUCUUCCAGCACCCCAAGUCCAAGACUUUAACUGUGGAUGGGUUGAUCAGUUUGCCAGGAGAUUUGAUUGCCACCAAACAGGUGGGGUCUGGAGAGAUUCUCAUCUGGGACCUGAGCAAACAUGUGGAGAAGGGGAAGAAGGAGGUUGCUAUAGAGCCUCUGAUUAAACUGAAGUACCCGCAGCACAAUGUGAAAUAUCUCAACCUGGGUUAUAAUAAUGGGCUUCUGGGUGUUGGGGACGACCAAGGUAACCUGCUCUUGUAUAAUAUCAAAGAAAUCAUCAGUAAACAUCGCAGCGAGGAUGAGCAAAAUGUCUGGGAGGCAUCCAGCAUUUUGGAAUGGCCACACAUUUUAAACAAUGCAGCCCCACUAGCUCUGCGCCAGGAACUUGUGGUCAAUACUGUGGCCAUCAGCAGCAGUCACGAGUACGUCACGGGCGGCACGGACAACAACCUGGUGUGCAUUUGGAAAAGAGAAGAGGAAGAGACUUCACACACAGAGGGAGAGUGA